Vanessa atalanta (red admiral) is the source of this 917-nucleotide messenger RNA. RefSeq names its product protein Dr1 (gene NC2beta). The record is from RefSeq and is a predicted model, not a curated record. The transcript is spliced from 3 exons. The coding region runs from base 254 to 808 and encodes 184 amino acids. Gene Ontology annotation, biological process: RNA polymerase II preinitiation complex assembly; positive regulation of transcription by RNA polymerase II; negative regulation of transcription by RNA polymerase II. Gene Ontology annotation, cellular component: negative cofactor 2 complex. Gene Ontology annotation, molecular function: TBP-class protein binding; protein heterodimerization activity; core promoter sequence-specific DNA binding. Lineage: Eukaryota; Metazoa; Arthropoda; Insecta; Lepidoptera; Nymphalidae.
ACUGUCAAUGUCAGUUACCUUGCAGGCAAUAAUUAAAAAUAAAUCAAUGCUUUUGAUUUAUUGAUUUUAUGUACAGUAUUUACCAUUUCAACAUAAAUAUUAUAAAUAAAAAAUGUUUUCGCAUAUUCCAUUUGAAGUCCUAUGGUAAUUUUUUCGAGUCUGGAAAUAAGUAGAUAACAUCAAACUAGCGCGUUACUGCCAUUACUUGUAAAAAUUGAAAAAGUGUUUAUUUUGCGCUUAUUAUUGGAAUAAAAUGGGAAGUCCAGAACGAGAAUUGUGUCCUCCACCCUCAGAAGAAGACGAAUUAACUUUACCUCGUGCUAGUAUUAACAAAAUGAUAAAAGAAUUGGUCCCUUCUGUUCGUGUUGCAUUCGAGUCUCGUGAGUUAAUUCUUAACUGCUGUACUGAAUUCAUUCAUCUUAUCAGUUCUGAGGCGAAUGAAGUGUGUAAUCAAAGUAAUAAAAAAACGAUCAACGCUGAACAUGUAUUGACAGCAUUGGAUAGAUUAGGAUUUAGUGAUUACACAGUUGAAGCAGAAGCAGUUCUUAAGGAUUGUAAAGCGGUGGCUGCAAAGAGAAGAAGACAAAGUACAAGACUAGAAAAUCUUGGUAUACCAGAAGAAGAACUUUUAAGACAACAACAAGAACUAUUUGCAAAGGCUCGAGAGGAACAAGCGAAACAAGAUCAACAACAAUUGUUAUUACUACAACAACAUGGAUUAGUUGGAAUGGAAGGGCCUCCCCAGUCAUACGUUCCGCCCCCUCCAGGAAUAAAGCAAGACGACACUGAAGAUGAUGAUUAUUCAUAAAAGAAACCUAACUACUCACAAAAACUACUAUUGCAUUGUAAUAUUUGUAUCGACAUAACUAUUAACUACCUAAACUUGUGUUUUAGAUACAAUACACCAUUUGUGAAAA